AUGACCACUGAAAUAUCCGUGGCCGAAAUGCGUGCUGCUCACAAGAGAACCGCCCCUUUUCUUCAUAACACUCCGAUUAUGUCAAGUGAAAAUAUUAAUGAAAAGGUUGGAGUGCCCGUUUUGUUCAAAUGUGAACAUUUACAAAAAACGGGAAGUUUCAAAGUGAGAGGAGCAUUGAAUUCAGCGAUUCUGGCAAAGGAACUAGAGGCGAAGGGAGUGAUCGCCCACUCAUCCGGAAACCAUGGCCAAGCCCUUGCCUGGGCUGCUCAAAAAAUCGGCCUCCCUUGCACAAUCGUAGUACCAGACAAUGCUCCGAUCUCUAAAAUAGAUGGAAUGAAAGAGUACAAUGCAAACCUUGUGUUUUGUGAGUCAACACUUACUAGCAGAGAAUCAGUAUGUGCAGAACAAGCUGAAAAGUUGGAGUACUAUUUUGUAAACCCCUAUGAUUGUGUAUCCAUGAUUAAUGGGCAUGCAUCUAUUGCAUUUGAGAUUCUGGAACAAGCUGAGGAUGACAUUGACUCAAUUUUUCUAUCCGUUGGAGGUGGAGGAUUUGCAUCGUCCGUAGCCUUUUUGAUAGGAAAUUUGAGACCGGAUAUUGAAGUAUUCCUCGUGGAACCGGAAGACAAACAACUCUCAAACCUUCUGGCUAACAACGUGCCUUGUCCAGUGGACACGUUGAAUACCAUGGCGGAUGGUGUAAGGGUGGCACAUGUUGGAACACUCUGUGAGCCAAUUUUGAGAAAGUUUUGUACUGGAAAAGUGAUUAGUGUGAAGGAAGAGGAGAUAAAAUACGCGUUGAAAUUGGUGUGGACUAGAUUGAAGCAACGAAUCGAACCGAGUGCUGCAUUGGCAUUCGCUGGAGUGCUUUAUCAUAAACCUGAACAUGUCAAGCGCCCACUCGUGAUUCUAUGUGGAGGGAAUGUGGACACUAGUUAUGUUAUUGAUUGA
Messenger RNA from Caenorhabditis remanei, 948 nucleotides. RefSeq lists its product as uncharacterized. Bases 1 to 948 code for a protein of 315 amino acids. Gene Ontology annotation, molecular function: L-serine ammonia-lyase activity; magnesium ion binding; threonine racemase activity. Gene Ontology annotation, biological process: L-serine metabolic process; pyruvate biosynthetic process; D-serine biosynthetic process. NCBI's taxonomy places the organism in Eukaryota, Metazoa, Nematoda, Chromadorea, Rhabditida, Rhabditidae. The record is from RefSeq and is a predicted model, not a curated record. The transcript is spliced from 7 exons.